AUUUUUAGUAUAACUGGAAUAGAAGUCGCAACACUUAGAACAGAGCAAGACAUGAUCUGGGAAUGGACAUGGUAGACCGUUCACUGACUCUCUGUGUGAAGAACAGGACAGUAAAACACAUUUAGGCUGGAAGGUGCGUAGAGAAAUCAAAAUGCCUGCGAACCAGACUCGAUCCAGGGUGAGGGAGCGAAACAAUGUGCUGAACAGACCCGAGUUUAUGUCUCUAAAUCAGCCUUUGAAGAGCGGUAGCGGUGAAGCUCGCGGCACCGCACGGAGGCCGCCGCAGAGACAGCAAAGUCAAAACCAGCAGGGCGCAAAUGCGCAGCACGAGUCGCCCGAGAACAAUAAGGAAAGGAAGGAAUUACCAGAAGAGGACUGCAUGCAGCUAAACCCCUCAUUCAAAGGCAUCGCUAUGAACUCUCUUCUGGCCAUUGAUAUCUGCAUGUCUAAACGGCUCGGUGUGUGCGCGCACACCACAUCGUCGUGGGGAAGCGUGCGCUCUAUGGUCAAGCUCCUCGCACUCACUGGCCAUGGCAUCCCGUGGAUCUUCGGCACAAUUGUGUGUCUCACAAGAAGCAACACGUUGGCGGGUCAAGAGGUUUUGGUCAAUUUGCUACUAGCUCUCUUACUGGAUGUGAUGACUGUAGCAGGCAUGCAGAAGUUGGUGAAGCGCAAAGGGCCAUGGGAAAUGCCGCCCAGCUUCCUGGACUACCUGGCCAUGGACAUCUAUUCUUUCCCAGCAGCCCAUGCAAGCCGAGCAGUCAUGGUGUCUAAAUUCCUGUUGGCUCACUUGGUGCUUGCAGUCCCUCUGCGUAUUUUGCUUGUGUUAUGGGCAGUCCUCGUUGGCAUGUCCCGUGUGUUGCUGGGUCGCCACCAUCUGACAGAUGUCGGAUGUGGCUUUGCCUUGGGAUUCCUUCAUUACACUUUAGUGGAGAUGGUGUGGCUGUCUUCCAACACUUGCCAGACUCUAAUAUCCAUAGGAACAUUCAACUGGAGCCCCCUCUACUGAUCAGCACACGUCUUUUGAAGGAUUUCAAAAGUCGCCGUAUGUUUUUUUUUCGUCAGUUCAGGUUAAGUGCCCUACAUUUAUUCUAAAAAGUACUUUAUUAAAAACAUUACCCUAAGCAGCACACAUUCAUACGCUUGAUCUGACCAUUUCUUGUUCCAUUUCUGCCAAAGCAAUAUCAAGUUUGGAAAAACGCUUUGGAAAAGCAUCAGGUGCACAGUUUUUCCUUUCGCUUUAAAAGAAAGGAUGUUGAUGCAAGUAUUUUUUAUUGCUAACACUGAUGAAGGCCAAAUCAGUAUGUGUGAUUUAUAUCAAUCGGCUGAUGGAUUUUAUUGAUCACAGUAAGUGAGCGAAACAUUUGCUCAGGGACUUUAUCAAGCAGCAUAAUCAGAGUCAUUUCAGAUUUCUAUUUUCUUGGAAUUUUACAAUGUAUUUGAGAAAAUGUUGUAAAUGAAACCAUCAUGGAUAAUUUGAGAGUUUUUGGACUGUUGUCUGGAAUUUGAAUUCAGUCAGACCUUUCACGAUACUCUGAAUGCAUCACAUUUGUAUGAAUAUAACUAUGUAGGCAUUCAAAUUGAACAUUUCAAGCACAUUUUUCACUUUUACCAAAAUGUUGUUUGUACGACAUUGUAUGUUGUUUAAUUCUUAUCGCUGCAAGCCCCAGAUGUGCCAUUUUAUAUGAUUUCCACGCCAGGGUUAUGUAUGGAAUAAGUGAAUCUCUUCAAUGAAUUUGAUACAUAAUUGUUGUAAACCAAACAUCUUGUUGUGCUGUACAGAUUAAAAAAAAAACAUAAAUGAUACAUGAAUCAAACAAGUUGUACAUCUUUUAUCAACAGCUUUUAUUAAUUUUGAGUAAAACUGUGAAAAUAUGUGUGUAUGCAUGUGUGUGUGUUUUUGGAUUCUUCAUGCCUAAAAAUGCAGAUAUGAAUACUUAUAACUCUACGCUAUCUAUAAUGAAAUGAUUAUGCGAUAUGAAUAAAAUGCAGUUUAUGUAACAUGA
Messenger RNA from Labeo rohita (rohu), 2006 nucleotides. It is a transcript of the gene plpp7a, whose product is annotated as phospholipid phosphatase 7a (inactive). Gene Ontology annotation, molecular function: sphingosine-1-phosphate phosphatase activity. Gene Ontology annotation, cellular component: nuclear envelope. NCBI's taxonomy places the organism in Eukaryota, Metazoa, Chordata, Actinopteri, Cypriniformes, Cyprinidae. The record is from RefSeq and is a predicted model, not a curated record. The transcript has 2 exons. The coding region runs from base 152 to 1009 and encodes 285 amino acids.